GGUUCCUGAUCCUGGACACUUGGCCUUCCACGCAGCCCGCCAUGGCGCUGUGCCUGAAACAGGUGUUUUCCAAGGACAAGACUUUCCGGCCACGGAAGCGCUUUGAGCCGGGCACACAGCGCUUUGAACUGUACAAGAAGGCUCAGGCAUCACUCAAGUCCGGCCUGGACCUGCGCAGCGUGGUGCGGCUGCCACUGGGCGAGAACAUCGACGACUGGAUCGCCGUGCACGUGGUGGACUUCUUCAACCGCAUCAACCUCAUCUACGGCACCAUGGCCGAGCACUGCAGUGAGAGCAGCUGCCCUGUGAUGGCCGGAGGGCCGCGCUACGAGUACCGCUGGCAGGACGAGCGCCAGUACCGGCGGCCGGCCAAGCUCUCCGCGCCCCGCUAUAUGGCCCUGCUCAUGGACUGGAUCGAGAGCCUCAUCAACGACGAGGACGUCUUUCCCACCCGCGUCGGAGUGCCCUUCCCCAAGAACUUCCAGCAGGUCUGCACGAAGAUCCUGACUCGGCUCUUCCGUGUCUUCGUGCACGUUUACAUCCACCACUUUGACAGCAUCCUCAGCAUGGGGGCUGAGGCGCACGUCAACACCUGCUACAAACACUUCUACUACUUCAUCCGCGAGUUCAGCCUUGUGGACCAGCGGGAGCUGGAACCUCUGAAGGAGAUGACAGAGCGGAUCUGCCUCUGAGCCCAAGCAUGGAUGUUGCUGCCCGUCAAUGGACCGUCUGGGUGCAGAGUGAAGAUGAGGGACCCUCAGGAGUCUUAUGGCUGAGAAACCAGAAGGCUCUGAGCCCCCUUCACACACCCAAAAGCCCCUGGACUUCUGGUUCUCAGGAGUCAACCCGCUUGUUUCUCGAGUGCUUGUGAAUGGGAAAGGGAGAGCUUAAAGGUGGGCAG
Messenger RNA from Sorex fumeus (smoky shrew), 901 nucleotides. RefSeq names its product MOB kinase activator 3C (gene MOB3C). Gene Ontology annotation, molecular function: protein kinase activator activity. The record is from RefSeq and is a predicted model, not a curated record. NCBI's taxonomy places the organism in Eukaryota, Metazoa, Chordata, Mammalia, Eulipotyphla, Soricidae. Gene Ontology annotation, biological process: signal transduction; positive regulation of protein phosphorylation. The coding region runs from base 42 to 692 and encodes 216 amino acids. The transcript is spliced from 3 exons. Gene Ontology annotation, cellular component: nucleus; cytoplasm.